Paramecium octaurelia is the source of this 1151-nucleotide messenger RNA. The record is from the annotation of a GenBank genome assembly. Lineage: Eukaryota; Ciliophora; Oligohymenophorea; Peniculida; Parameciidae.
AUGGAAACCUCUUUAAAAAUAAAUGUCCUAUUCAUUAAAGAGAAAUCGUGCUAUUCAAUUCGAAAGAAAAAGACCAUACUAAGAGAUGGCAAUGUCUCCAAUGUUUCUCUGAAAUUAAUAAACAAUUCCAAUCAAUUUCUGAACUUACUGCUUAAAUAACUGGGAUUUGUGAAAACUUCUAAAAGGUACAACGCAAUUAUGGGGAACACUCCUCAAAUACUGUUCACAACGAUCAAUAAUGGCUAUUUUAAGCAUGUUCCUCAAUGGAAAAUCACAAAUGUUUAAUACACAGUUAAAAUUCUAUCAUAAUAAGCAAAAAUAAUUCUAGCAUAAAGAAGCUAUGUCUUAUUUGCAUAGUGGAAUAAGAAGAAGGGUAUUGUUUGAGUUAAGAUAUGAUUAAUUAUUUAAACAAUAAGAAGAGGAUAAUUCUAGAUAAUGCUUUAGAAAUUUAAGAAUACAAUCUAAAUAUUUUAAAAGAACUAAAAGACUCGUUAUUAAAUUAUAAAAUUAGGAUAGAAUAAAAUAUUAAUAAAUUCUUUGAGAACCUUGAAUGUAAUGUCAAUUUGAUUAUCAAUUCUUAUAAAUAUUAAUCUGAGUUUAUAAAGGACAUUUCAAGUGAUAACAUUGAUUUGAUGAUUAAAUAGCUAAGUAAAACUGAGGUAAUUCAAACUAAUUUUAGGGAUAUAAAAGAAAAUAUUACUAUUAACAUAUAGAAGUUGUAAACAUCGAAAGAAAUGGAUGCUUUAUAUGAAUCUUUAAACAAAUUAUGUUUAUAAAAUAGGGGCAACAUAUUUGAAUUUCUAAAUUAGUUUAAAAAGGAUGGCAAGGUUUAACUGAAAACACCUUCGAUAAAUUGCAAGAAUAUCAUUUCUUAUUUACAAAAAGAUUGGUGUGAUACAAUUGAGUUUGAUUAGAGUUCUACUAGAGUGAUUCAUGGUAGUUUUACACAUAUUAAAUAAUGUGAAUUAAAAAAAGGGGAAAUCAAAUUAAUUAACAAAUUUUAUGGGCAUGAAUGGAUGGUAACAUGUUUAAAGUUUUUGUAAAAAUCCGAUUUGUUUUUUCAGGAGGAAGAGAUAAUUAAAUUAAAUUAUGGUCUAAUAUAGCAACCAACAAAAAAUAUUUAGGAGUUUUAGUUGGCCAUUCAUCAAUGA